AAUCCCGCCCUUGACCGCCACGGGUGAAAAGCAUGUUGAAGCCAAAAGUUAUUACCCAAGUCCUUCAGCAAGCCAACACCGCAGGCGUUCACGCCGCACUUCUCUUAAACCCCGACGGAUCACUGGUGUCCUUUGCAGGGGGGACGGAGAAGGAUGCCAAGGUCUUGGCAGCAGUGGCCAGUAAUGUGUGGUUUGGAUAUGAGCGGUACGGUAAACCUCCUGCUGCGAAUUCAGUGGAGGGUGGGGAGGGAAAAGAAGGUUUGCGAAAUUUGAUACUGGAUUGCGAGCAAGGGAAGCUAUCGAUAACAAGGACAAGCAGGAUGCUCUUAUGUCUAGUGGCUGAUGAAAGGGUGGAAUGGGGUUUGCUAAAGGCAAAGACAAGAACACUGAAAGAAUAUUUGGAAGGGCCAUUAAACUUGGUUGCGAGUUAUUAACGAGAGAGAAAUCUUUGCCAAGCAGGCUGAGCAUCUUGUCGUUCCCCAUCUACUUUCUUGAUUAUGAAUUAUUGAAUACAUACAUAAAAGCGCUUUAACUAUCUCCCUAAGUACAAAUCGCCACUGAUAGUUG
Spizellomyces punctatus DAOM BR117 is the source of this 567-nucleotide messenger RNA. RefSeq lists its product as uncharacterized. Gene Ontology annotation, cellular component: Ragulator complex. NCBI's taxonomy places the organism in Eukaryota, Fungi, Chytridiomycota, Chytridiomycetes, Spizellomycetales, Spizellomycetaceae. The record is from RefSeq and is a predicted model, not a curated record. The coding region runs from base 33 to 434 and encodes 133 amino acids. Gene Ontology annotation, biological process: cellular response to amino acid stimulus; positive regulation of TOR signaling. Gene Ontology annotation, molecular function: molecular adaptor activity; guanyl-nucleotide exchange factor activity. The transcript has 4 exons.